CAGUGUCCGCUGCAAGCAGUCUGUGUAAAGAAUCUUCUGAACGUUUUAGAUUUUGUAAAAGUUUUAAAUCAGAAACAGUGAUCACAAUUUGGAUAACAUGCGAAAAAAGCCACGACCUUCUCGUAGAAAGUCUCUGUAUUAUCAUGACGACCAUACCAAAGGUCGAGCAUUACGCAAAGCUGAUAUAGCCCAGGACGUCGCGCAGCAGUUCAACAAAAAGUUUCAGUUUACGGCACCGGCCGGUGGCGAUGAGAAUGAUGAGAAAGAUCCGGUGCUGCCACCGCUGGAGAGUGUAUUCGCCUCCCGCGAGGUUUACCAGGUGGAAUCGCUCCAGAAAGUAAAACGCGCCCUGAAUAAGGUAAAAAGCCGUUUGAACGACUUCGAGAUCAGCGACUGGCACCAGCACACCCGGCGCCGCUCGUCACUGCAGCCGAUUCUGAGCGAGCUGCGCAACCGGGUGCGGGCGGAGUUUGUCACGCAGGCCUUUGCCAAACUGUACGAGUGCGUGGCAGCGUACGAGCUGGUUCCACAGCUGAAGAACCACGAGUUCUACAGUGUACAUCUGUGCGAGGCACCGGGAGCGUUCAUAACCGGGUUGAACCACUAUCUGAAGCUGAACCGCGGCGGGGACAUGAUGCAGUGGCGUUGGUUCGCGAACACGCUGAACCCCUACUACGAGGGCAACUGUCUGGGGAACAUGAUUGCGGACGAUCGGUUCAUACUGCACACGAUGGACUCGUGGUGCUUCGGGGCGGACUACACCGGCGACAUCAUGCGGAAGGAGAAUCUGGCGGAAAUCGUUCGCCGCAGCAAGGAGUUCCCGAUGAUAAAUCUCGUUACGGCCGAUGGGUCCAUCGAUUGUCUGGACGUUCCGGAAGCGCAGGAGGAGCAUGUGUCGAAGCUGCACCUGGCCGAGGCACUAACGGCGUUAAAAAUUCUCACCCCCGAAGGGUGUUUCAUUCUGAAAAUGUUCACCUUCUUCGAGCACUCGAGCGUCGAUCUGCUCUACUUGCUGUACGUGUGCUUCCGCGAGUUGCACGUGUUCAAACCGGCCACCUCGAAACCGGGCAAUUCGGAAGUCUAUGUCAUUGCGAAGUACUUCCGGAAGCCGGAAGGCUUGGACGCGUACUUGGACCGAAUGUUUGACCACUUGGAUUCGAAAGGAUCGAUGUUCGAUCUGAAAGACAUUCCGACGGCGUUCGUUGAACGUGUGCGUGAUUGCGCCGAUUUUUUCAUGAUGCACCAACAGGAAGUUAUCGAGCACAACAUUUAUUACUACCGCAAGGAAGAUAGAAACGAAGAUGAUCGCCUUGAUAUGUUCCGGAAAAGAAUGUGUGAAGCGUUCUUCGACAGAUAUAAAAUCAAACAAAUUCGUCGUUCGGAAGCUAUUCUGCAUGGGGUGGAUGUUUCUGGUAAUGGUGCGGUCAAUAUUAAUCCCCGGGAUAGCUACGGAACGUACAACGAACGGAGUCUACUGAGUAUGACCGGUGGAGACGAAAGGCUGAACAUACUAAGGGACAAGCUGGACGUGAUGUACGAGAGCAAGCCAAGGUUUAUGCCGCGAGCGAAACUAUCCGAUCGAUCGUUGGCAAGCAGUCGAUCCAGCUUUCAGAUCAUUCAGCUUUGCUGCGGCAAGUCUAUUCGAAGGAUCCUGAGUAGCAAGUUCGUAAUGAUUUCCUAUGUCCGUUUUCUGAGUGAAGUCACCGAUGCAGUGAUCAGCCUAAUUCCCCAGGGAGAGGAAACUGCUCCACUGUUUACUCUGGAUCGUUCCUCCUACACACUAUCCAUCGACAUAAAAGCGUACGCCGCGUUUCCCAGCUACGAUCUGUUCGAGAAGCAACUUUUCCGUUAUCUUCUGGAAUGUAUCACGGAUCUUCCACUCCAGGAAGGCGUCAACCAUUUGGUAGUGGAGAAUUGGCUUCUGCUGACGCAGUUCUCCGUAGGACUAGUAUUCUUCCUGAAAACCUACGUUUUUGAGCACGUUGAGAGGGCACUAGGAAACAAGUUGCGUUUCUCGUGCCUCAAACCGGACGGAAUCGACAGUUUGCGCUACUUGAAUGAGACCAUCCAGAUGGAACAGAACGGUUGCACCGAAGGAAGAUCGGUUCUGGGCAUCGUUCCCGCCUAUGUGCUCUUCGAUGGAAACUUUUACUAUGCUGUGAUCAACUACAACAACGAUGUGUGCUUGGAUUAUUGUGCGGUGCUGCUUGAGGAGAAGUGGGAAGAACCGACGAAACCGAAGAUCUGACGCAUUUAAAAAAAAAAAAACAAAUGUGAUUUUCCAACUGAAUGGAAAUGUGGAACAAUUGGAUACAUCACAAGGAUUCUAACUUUUUUGGAUUUUGAUUUACGAAUCAUCAACGAUACACAAAAAGUAUUCGCAAAGUGAGUUACCGAAAGUGAAUACAUAGUUGAAUUGAGA
Messenger RNA from Aedes albopictus (Asian tiger mosquito), 2422 nucleotides. RefSeq names its product cap-specific mRNA (nucleoside-2'-O-)-methyltransferase 2 (gene aft). Gene Ontology annotation, molecular function: methyltransferase cap1 activity. The record is from RefSeq and is a predicted model, not a curated record. Gene Ontology annotation, cellular component: nucleus; cytoplasm. Bases 98 to 2248 code for a protein of 716 amino acids. Lineage: Eukaryota; Metazoa; Arthropoda; Insecta; Diptera; Culicidae. The transcript has 2 exons. Gene Ontology annotation, biological process: 7-methylguanosine mRNA capping.